Lotus japonicus is the source of this 1841-nucleotide messenger RNA. RefSeq names its product NEDD8-activating enzyme E1 catalytic subunit. The record is from RefSeq and is a predicted model, not a curated record. Bases 247 to 1596 code for a protein of 449 amino acids. Gene Ontology annotation, cellular component: nucleus; cytoplasm. Lineage: Eukaryota; Viridiplantae; Streptophyta; Magnoliopsida; Fabales; Fabaceae. Gene Ontology annotation, biological process: protein neddylation. The transcript is spliced from 9 exons. Gene Ontology annotation, molecular function: NEDD8 activating enzyme activity.
UAGAUUGCAAAAUUUUAUCCUAUCAUAAAACACAUCUAUGUUCAUGAUAAAAAUAAAAAACAAAAUUCUUUGCAGUGGAAGGAUAAUCUCAGGUACACGAUUGGGUUGUCUCUAAUCUAAACUCAAAAAAUCCGAGCGUAAAAACCAAGCACCUUGUCUCCAAAUCCAUGUUGUGAGAGUGAAAUCGAUUGUGUCUGUGUUUGUGUUUUGUGUGUGGGUUUUAGGAGCACAGAAAACUCAACUUCGAUGGCAGAAACCACAGUACAACCAAGUCGAUCGAGGGACCUCGACAAACUCCUCCUCCGACCUGGGAAUCUUGUAGGUCCCAGGUUUGAACCUGGCACUGAGUUAAGAGAUAAUCUUCAGGAAUUCGCCAAGGUUUUGGUGGUUGGGGCAGGUGGGUUGGGUUGUGAAUUGUUGAAGGAUUUAGCCUUGACUGGUUUUCGAAACCUUGAGGUCAUUGACAUGGAUCGCAUAGAGGUUACUAAUCUCAAUCGUCAAUUCCUAUUCAGACUUGAAGAUGUUGGCAAACCGAAAGCGGAGGUAGCUGCCAAGCGUGUCAUGGAGAGGAUUAGUGGUGUGGAUAUUAAGCCGCAUUUUUGCAGGAUAGAGGAAAAGGAUAUUGAUUUUUAUAAUGAUUUUAGCAUUAUUGCUCUUGGUCUUGAUUCCAUUGAGGCGCGGAGCUAUAUCAAUACGGUUGCUUGUAGCUUUUUAGAAUAUGAUUCUGAUGAUAAUCCACGAGAAGAUACAAUCAAACCUAUGGUGGAUGGUGGGACUGAAGGAUUCAAGGGCCAUGCUAGGGUUAUCAUGCCAGGGAUCACACCAUGCUUUGAGUGUACCAUCUGGCUUUUUCCACCUCAAGUGAAGUUUCCUUUGUGUACACUGGCCGAGACCCCUAGAACUGCUGCCCACUGUAUUGAAUAUGCUCACUUAAUUAAAUGGAAUGAGGUUCAUGGUGCAGAGGCUUUUGACCCAGAUAACCCUGAGCAUAUGAAAUGGGUCUAUGAUGAGGCUGUCAAGAGGGCCGAGCUUUUUGGCAUUCCUGGAGUUACUUAUUCUCUUACCCAGGGUGUAGUGAAGAACAUCAUACCAGCUAUAGCUUCAACAAAUGCAAUUAUAUCAGCGGCAUGCGCGUUGGAAACAUUGAAGAUUGCCACAGACUGCAGCAAAACUAUGUCAAACUAUUUAACGUAUAAUGGGUCUGAAGGACUUCAUACUAAAGUGGCAGAAUUUGAAAGGGACAAAGACUGUCUUGUGUGUGGUCCUGGUAUACGUAUUGAACUGGACCCUUCAAUCACAUUGCAAAAGUUCAUGGAUCUUCUUGAAGAACAUCCUAAGUUGAGAUUGACAAAAGCCAGUGUUACACAUCAAGGAAAGAAUCUGUACAUGCAAGCUCCCCCUGUAUUGGAAGAAAUGACUCGACCAAACCUGAGUCUAAGUCUUUUUAACCUCAUGGGGAAACAGCCCAAGGACAUUGUGCAUGUGAAUGGCACAAGCAGCAAGAAUGACCAAAAAUUCUCGUGUUUGAGAAAAUUACGUGUUGUGUUCAAAGGAGUUGAUGGGGUUACAGACAUGGAUACAGCCGGAGGAGCAUAACUUUGGACAUCCAAGUAUGCAUGAAUUUUUUUUUGGCUUUAUAAGCAUAGUUAAUAUAUGUUAGAUAUUGGUGAGGUAAGGUUAACAUUUUCUACCCUGUAAAAGUUAUUCAUAGAUGAUUAGCGAAUAGCUUUUGGUGCUGCGAAUUGUUGCCCACAGGGUGAACAUUUCUUGCAACUUUAUUUUAUCAUUGAUUGAACACACAUGAUAUAUUAUGAAUAGGUGAUGAAAUUGAGUUGCUUAAA